Messenger RNA from Anoplopoma fimbria (sablefish), 2774 nucleotides. It is a transcript of the gene d2hgdh, whose product is annotated as D-2-hydroxyglutarate dehydrogenase. Gene Ontology annotation, cellular component: mitochondrion. Lineage: Eukaryota; Metazoa; Chordata; Actinopteri; Perciformes; Anoplopomatidae. Bases 193 to 1839 code for a protein of 548 amino acids. The record is from RefSeq and is a predicted model, not a curated record. The transcript has 10 exons. Gene Ontology annotation, molecular function: FAD binding; catalytic activity.
CAUGACCUUUCACCCCGCUUCCCCUGUAAAUCCCUCGAUAGCAUGCUAGUUGCAGAGUUCUUGCUAGCUGUAAACAUUGAAGCAUGCUUAAGUAACCAGGCUGCCCUUCAACUUUGUAACAGAUUUCGCAGUGAGAUAUGACACGAAGGAGGACACUCGGUCAGGAAGAUUCGGGCUGUUAGCCGGACGUUUAUGCCUGUUUUCGCCUUUACUCCAGUCAUGAUGGGGAUUUUCCAGAGAGCAUUAAGACUGAGAACAGCUCUCAGACAUCUCAGCCCCCAUAGCACCUUCUCAUCAACACCCACAGCUGGACCUUCACCUAGGUACCUCUGCGGUUCAUUUCCUCCCAUUACAUCAUGGCAGUUUGGAGUCUGCUGCCGAAAGCUGCACUCUGCAGCAGACGGGUCCAAGCCGUCCCCAGCUGCAGCCCCAGACAGGCUGCCCUUCUCUACAAUAACUCAGGAAGAUUUAGCCUUCUUCAGGAAGAUCCUACCAGGCAGAGCCAUCACCGACCCGGACCUGCUGGAGUCCAGUAAUGUGGAUUGGCUCAAGUCAGUGAGAGGUUCCAGUGAAGUGUUACUGAGGCCUCAAACAACAGAGGAAGUUUCUCAAAUUCUCAAGUAUUGUAACGGUCGUAAUCUGGCGGUGAACCCUCAAGGAGGUAACACUGGGCUGGUUGGAGGCAGCGUGCCUGUCUAUGAUGAGGUCAUCCUCUCCACUGCUCUUAUGAACAACAUCCUCACAUUUGAUAGUAUCUCUGGCAUUCUGACCUGUCAGGCAGGUUGUGUCUUGGAGAGUUUAUCCGUUUACCUUGAGGACAGAGAUUACAUCAUGCCACUGGAUCUGGGGGCAAAGGGCAGUUGUCACAUUGGGGGAAACGUGGCAACGAAUGCAGGAGGACUCCGGCUGCUGCGAUAUGGUUCCUUACACGGGACUGUGCUGGGUCUGGAGGUGGUGUUGGCAGAUGGGCAAGUGCUGGAUUGCUUGGCCACACUGCGUAAAGAUAAUACAGGAUAUGACCUCAAACAGCUCUUCAUAGGGUCAGAGGGAACACUGGGGGUCAUCACUGCAGUGUCCAUCCUUUGUCCACGGAAACCCAAAUCUGUCAAUGUGGUUUUUCUGGGCUGUGAGACGUUUGAGCAGCUACUGAAGACAUUUCAGCUCAGCAGAGGCAUGCUGGGAGAAAUUCUAUCAGCCUACGAGUUCCUGGACAGUGAAUGUAUGAGGCUGCUGAAUACGCACCUCAAACUAACGAAUCCCAUCUCAGAUUGUCCGUUCUACGUUGUCAUAGAAACAUCUGGAUCUGACCCAACACAUGACGGGGAGAAACUCCACAAUUUCCUAGAGGAGGCGAUGACAUCAUCAUUGGUCACCGAUGGGACUGUGGCAACUGAAGACUCAAAAAUAAAGGCACUGUGGUCGAUGCGUGAACGUGUCACAGAGGCGCUGACUCACGACGGCUUCACUUACAAGUAUGAUAUCUCACUUCCGGUGGAGCGGAUCUACCAGCUGGUGACGGACAUGAGGGAGCACCUGGGGGACCGAGCCAAGAGUGUGGUGGGAUACGGACACGUAGGAGAUGGAAACCUCCACUUGAACAUCACCUCUCCUGCCAAAGAUCCCGCUCUUCUCGCUGCCAUCGAGCCCUUUGUCUACGAGUGGACGGCCAGCUGUCACGGCAGCAUCAGUGCAGAGCACGGACUGGGCCUGAAGAAGAGGAACUAUAUCUACUACAGCAAACCCAGCCAGGCUGUAGCUCUCAUGGGUAACAUCAAGGCCAUGCUGGACCCCAAGGGGAUUCUCAACCCAUACAAGACUCUACCAGAUAACCUGAAAUGAACCAGACUGUCUCAGUCGUGGGGUAAGAGGUAACGUAUACAGAGCUCAUGCAGGAGCUCGGUCUAAGCUAAAACCUUAUUGCCCCGUGGUUUUUAUGGCAGUUCACGCUCUUUCCUAUGAAACCUUUUUCACACAUUCAGUGUUGAGCUGCAGGUUUUUCAUUGUCAUCUGCACAAAGCAUUUCUUUUAGAAUGACAUUCACUUCAACAAGCUGCUGAAUUUGUACUGUAGUAGUCUUUAGACUCUGGAAUAUUACAAGUGAAGUUACCGCUCCCAUCUACUACUUAUUCCUUAGAAUGGAGUUAGAUCUUAAAUUUAGCAUACUUCGUAUAAAAGAUGAGUACACUAAUGUCUGGAUAAAGAGUAUUAAGGUGUUCUGCAUUUUAAAGUUGUGUAAAUAAGCAAUGUACAUAUGAACCUGACUAUUGUUUAAAUAUAUACUUGAAAGAUUGUGAACCUUAAAUUGUAUUUGUGCAAAUACACUCACAUUGUUAACAGCUGUUUAGGUCCACGUAUCUAAAACUAAUGCAGUCUAAUACAAUAGUCCUGCAGUAAAUUGGGAUACUCUGAUAAAAAUGGGACAUAUAAAAUAAUCGAAACACCUGUCAGUACAAUGCAAUGAAGUUCAACAGUUGAAUCAACGCCUCUUUAAACAGUGGCAAAUGGAAACUGAACAUAAACUUCACGAAGGUCUGAUUUAUUGCAGGACUGUUGUAGUUUGAGCUAGGUGGACCUAAUAUACUGGCCAUUGAGUGUACAUAUUUUCUAAACUCAUAACACAGACUGGGCAAGAGUGCAGUAACUGUUUUAUCAAAUAAAAAAAGACAUAAGACAAAGCAGAAAAAAAUCCCAAUACAAACCCAGCAUUUGUGAAAAAAUGUAUUUAUAACCACACGCAUAUGUAACUUUAAACUCUGUUUGAAAUGAAUCUUUAA